AGACUGGGAUCACUCUCAGCCAGGCAAGCUGAAUGUGAACGUACAGUAGGCUCACUUCCGGGUCAUGUGACUCACCGGCCAGGUACAGAGGCUGCAGAGCACCCACAGCAAAUCUGGUCUCCCUGCUCCCGUCCUCAGGGUGGGUGUUCAUUACACCAUGCCAGAGCCUCUGGAUCUCUCACCCCCAGACAUUCCGGAGCCAACCUUCCUAGAGACCUUACUUCGUUAUGGACUGUUCUGCGGAGCAAUCUUUCAGCUCAUUUGCAUUCUGGCCAUUAUAAUCCCUGGCGGCAAAUCACAGGACACGGACUCUGACUCUCCUGAAGUGAAAAGCACGGAGGUCCUACGGAAACCCAAAUUGGCUGUUGCACCAGCUGGAAAAAAGCCAAAGAAAGAGACAAAGAAGAAGAGGUGAAAGGAUAGAGUAUCCUCCAACUUCACUGAUGAAGCCUUCUCCUGCCAGCCUUACCUACACUGAUGAGACUUCCGCAGUCCGGCUGGCUUGGUUAUACCACUAACCUUGGCAUUGGUGUGUCAGACAUUUCAUAUGGUGCAAUGAAUAAUAUUAGUUUUAUACACAAUUAUUAUCUUGAAAUGUGAGUUGGGAUAUGCAGCUAUUGUAUUGUGCAGUGAAUAUUAUUACUUAUUAUUAUUAGAUCAUGCAUGUACUGGAAUAGUCUAUGAUGUAGUUGUAGUAGAAGAAUGAAAUAAACACUAAGUUUUUUUUCUA
Pseudophryne corroboree (corroboree frog) is the source of this 730-nucleotide messenger RNA. Its product is annotated as protein MANBAL-like. The transcript is spliced from 3 exons. NCBI's taxonomy places the organism in Eukaryota, Metazoa, Chordata, Amphibia, Anura, Myobatrachidae. Gene Ontology annotation, cellular component: membrane. The coding region runs from base 158 to 415 and encodes 85 amino acids. The record is from RefSeq and is a predicted model, not a curated record.